AAUGGGCAGCGGAGGAGGGGGGGUCACGCUGAGGACGCGGCAUGAACUAACUUUCCGUUGUCGUCUCCCUCCCCGGCAGAAAGUUGGACACCAUACCCCGGGCCGAACUUCACAAAAUGUGUCUUUUCCUCUCCAGAUUUUCCUUGAAACCUUAUGCCACCUAAGAGAGAGGCGGGGGCGACUCCAUCCCCGACGCCGGUAAAGAUGCUAAAGCUCAACACGGUCCCACUGGAGGCUGGUCCAAUGGAGGAGUUGGCCGAGUCCACUUACUCUCCAUUUCUCACCACCGAGGAAUUUGACGGAAUUGAAGGCGAAGCGAGUCCAGGCGUCCGAACCGACACCAUCAGCCUGCUGAUGAAGAUAGAACAACUGCAGGCCCAACUGAAAUAUGAACGCAGGUGUCGAAUUCUGGCUGAGAGAGAACUGAGGGAGAUGAAAGAGAUGAACACUCUCAUGGUGGAGAUGCGACAAACGGCUCACGAACUCCGAGCCACUCUGGAUCACGUCCUCCAAAGUGGCGACCCGAUGAUGGCGCCGCACAACUCCCAAGACGAAAGCAUCAGCUUCCUGUCGGAGCACGAGGCUGACAUCGUAGCGGUGGGCGACGGGCCAGAGGACAGCAACAACUACCUGUACCUCGCAGAGAACCUCCGCGUUCCCAGGAGUCUUUACGAGCACAUCGGCGAAAUCGCGGACUACAAGAAGUACACUUCGGCGCUGCUCAUGAUGCUUUUUGAUAGAGAGACGCUGGCCACACACUCGCUGCAGGGCCGCAGGAACACUAUGAGUGGGGAGGACUGCCCCAAACCCCAGCUCCCACCUGAGAUCCUCCGGAGUAUCAUCGAUCACGUGGCGGUCAAGUUUGGCGUGGACAGCAGCCAGAUCAAGACGGCCAUCCGGACCAAGUUAAACAAUGAGGACAAAUUGCUGAAGAAGAGAAUGGGCUUGGUCAAAGUGGAAAACAAAGCCAGCUUACCUCUGCCCGACAAUGUGUCGAUAUGAUUGAUGCCAGUCAGCUUUGGCCUUCAUCUUGUCUGCUCGUGUGUGUGCUGUACUGUAAACGUGUGACAGGUCGCCUCUCCUAAUCGACAUUAUUCACUUUAGUGCUUGAAUUAGGUUAUUUUUACAGUAAUCAACUUUUUUAAAAACUUGGGACGGCUCUCAUUAGACAGUAUUACGUUACCUGGAGAGCAAAUAUAUAGUGCUUUUAAAGCUCACGUGUGAUUUUGAGUGGAUAGAGACUAGAACGUUCUCAUGUUAGGCUUCCAUCUUUUGCUUGGCGGCUCUGUCGAAAAUCUUUUGUUAGCCAACAAGAACACUAUUGACUUUAAUGGUUGUCCGGCCCAAGAGGGGUCACCUCCUUACUUACUCAAUUUUAAAGUUUAACCUCAUCUUCAACAUUCGGAUCAGUACUGUCAUUUUUAAACGAAAGAACCCUACUUGUUUUGAUUUCCGAUUCAAGAUGAUUGGUGUCAUAUUUUUUUUUCUUUUUAAUGAGCACCUUUUGGUCCAGUUUUAAGCACAAUUUCUUAAUAAUUGGUAAACGUUUAGAUUCACUCGUUGGAUACAUUAGGAUGUAUAACAUGUUUUGAAUAUCAGCUAAUAUACAAUACAAAAUCCUCCUUUACAAAGAUCAUAAUGCUCAGUUUUGACUGAUACAGUCAGAGCACAACUUUAUUAUUGUAUUCUACCCAGAUACAUUGAUGUCUUCUUUUGUUCAAAGGGUGCAAGAGUUGAUGAAAAUAAUUGAGCAUCUUCCACACUAGGUAGCAGCACUACACUCCUAAGAAUGUGCAAGUACAACCCCAAUUCCAAUGAAGUUGGGAUGUUGUGUUAAACAUAAAUAAAAACAGAAUACAAUGAUUUGAAAA
This is a messenger RNA of Phycodurus eques (leafy seadragon), 1871 nucleotides long. RefSeq lists its product as uncharacterized. Lineage: Eukaryota; Metazoa; Chordata; Actinopteri; Syngnathiformes; Syngnathidae. The record is from RefSeq and is a predicted model, not a curated record. The transcript has 5 exons. Gene Ontology annotation, cellular component: nucleus. Gene Ontology annotation, biological process: negative regulation of Notch signaling pathway; positive regulation of neuron differentiation. Gene Ontology annotation, molecular function: transcription corepressor activity; DNA binding. The coding region runs from base 154 to 1002 and encodes 282 amino acids.